CCAAUCAAGCGGCCAGCACCCGCCACCAGCCACGUCACAACGCCUCGCUCGGCGGCCCGAAGGAGAUCGCGGCCCUCCCAAGCCCGAUCCGAGACACCGGAAGCAACCCUCGAUCGAUCGAUCGAUCUCGACCGCGGCGAUGGAUUUCUCCGGCGGGGGCGGCGGCGCGACGCUGUCGGAGAUGUACCAGAGCGCGCGGCGGCUGCUGCUGUCGGCCCGCGACGGCGUGGCCCGCGUCGAGCGGCUCGCCUCGGCGCCCGCCUCCUCCUCCUACUCCGCCUCGGCGCCGCUCGUCGGCGCGCCGGACCCGGCGGGCGCGGAGGCGGUGCGGAGGGAGGUGGCGCAGAUCCAGGGCCUCUGCGCGCAGAUGGACCGCCUCUGGCGCUCCAUCCCGGCCAAGGGCCAGCGCGACCUCUGGAAGAGAAAAGUGGAGCAGCUAUCUGAAGAGGUUGAUUCAUUGAAGGAAACCCUCGACAAGCACUCAUUGCGGCAACGAAAGCGGAUUUUGGAAGCCAAGGAAAGGGCGGAGCUAUUUGAGAGAGCUAAUGGUGAGUCGUCGCAUGUCCUUCAAAUAUUUGACGACGAAGCCCAGGCAAUGCAAUCGGCCCGCAGCUCUUCUCGAAUGCUUGACGAAGCCUUUGAGACAGGAGUGGCCAUCCUCCACAAGUACUCUGACCAGAGGGAUCGUCUGAAGAGCGCGCAAAGGAAGGCUCUAGAUGUCCUGAACACCGUUGGCCUGUCAAACUCGGUCUUGAAGCUUAUCGAAAAGCGGCACCGAGUCGACAAGCGGAUCGCGUACGGCGGCAUGAUCAUCACGGUCGUGCUGAUGGUUGCGUUUUGGCGAUGGACACACUAGUUCUCGAUGUUCUCUAGAGGUGGGCACAGUAGCGCAUGAGGAAUUAAGGAAGGGGGUUCUUGUUCAGUUUAAAGUUUGCUAUCUGUAGCCCUUCCUUGUGUAGCAGGCACAACUCUGCUCGGUUACUGAUCUAUCUUCUUUGUACUACUAUUAUAUACUGUGUGUAUAGCGCGGACUAUGAAAAGAUGUUGACAACCCUCAGAUCAGAUAUAUUCUUCUGCAUGCA
This is a messenger RNA of Triticum urartu, 1082 nucleotides long. Its product is annotated as membrin-11. Gene Ontology annotation, biological process: vesicle fusion; vesicle-mediated transport. Gene Ontology annotation, molecular function: SNAP receptor activity; SNARE binding. Lineage: Eukaryota; Viridiplantae; Streptophyta; Magnoliopsida; Poales; Poaceae. Gene Ontology annotation, cellular component: ER to Golgi transport vesicle membrane; Golgi apparatus; late endosome membrane. The record is from RefSeq and is a predicted model, not a curated record.